AUGACGCGUACUGAAUUCGAACACUUACCCAAUGAGUUAAUAAUUAAAAUACUGAAAUAUUUAACAGCUGUCGAUGCAUGGUAUGCAUUUUACAAUUUGAAUACUCGUUUGGAUGGUCUAGUGCAAGCCAGUAGUAUCGAUUUCGAUCUCAGUUGUUGUCGUAAAUCUCAAUUCGAUUUUACUCGUAAACAUAUUUUCAAGAAAAUCGAAGUUCCAUUUGCUGUUAAGUUUUGUCCACGACUGAUGAUAGAACAGACCGAGCAGCUUUUUUUUGAAACGAAGUCGAAGAACGUCUUACAGCUGCUGCAGUCGUUGACAUUGAUCAAUUUAACUGAUGACACGAUCGAUAUAGUGCGUAAGAAAUUAAGCGAUUUCAUCAAUCUUCGUUCACUAACUAUAAUGCAUGACUCCGAAGAAUCGAAAGGAAAAUUUGUCACCAAAAUUAUGAAUGUUAAUUUGCCUUUGCUUACUUAUCUCAAACUUGGCUAUACAGGUCGCCGUUCUGGUUUGGUUUUUGACGAAAGGGAACUGUAUAAAUGUCGUUUUAAUGUUCCAAAUGUUCAAGAAUUUAUUCUUCGAAUUCCAAUCACUUUCAAUAUUCUUUAUCGUUUUUUAUCGAUGUUACCCCAAAUAGUAUCCAUCGAUGUCAUUGUGUCAGCACGAAAAGGUGAAGAAUACAUGAAUAAACCAAAUGAUUUCAGUCCUAGAAUCAACUUACAGAAGUUAGUUAUCACUAUGAAUGGAAUAGUUCCCUUUACAACCAUGGCGAGAUUUCUUCGUAGCCUUCCACAAUUGCACACAUUUUGGUUUAGUGCAUUUAUUUGCAACUAUACUGCCGGUGCUGAAUAUCAAGAUGGAGCAAUUUGGGAAGAGUUAAUUCGUACUCACUUACCAAAUUUAACUGAUUUUCGUUUGAACGUUGGUCUUGAAGCAGCCGAAACUGCAACACCUUCAUCUGUAAUGCAAUCUUUUCGCAGCAACUUCUGGACUGAAGAAAAGAAGUGGUGGUUUGUCGCCGAUCGACCUGAGAACGAUGUCGAUACAAUUGAACUUUACAGUUUGCCACCGCCAACUGACGAUAAAAUCAUCUUUCGUCCAAAUGUACCAUGGGUUUCUAAUUCUGCACUGCCAAACUUUGAUAGUAUACGAACACUGGAAAUAUUACCAAUUUCAGAGCAUCGGCGUAGCGCUCCAGGUAGUCCGCGUCAAUAUACAAACGCUACCACAAUCCGCUCAGCCACAGUGUACACUUAUAAUCACAGUUAUGACACUUCUAUUCUGUCUAACUAUGUAAAUUUCGCGAAAGCUACAACAUGUACCGUAGAUAGUCCAAGGUUCUUCGCAACCCUACCAAUGAUGACCAAUAUCACGUCAUUAGAAAUUCGAUGCUAUGAUGGAGACGUUGAUUGCCUCAGGUCGCUUUCUUCGCCGUUACGCACAAUCAAAAGAUUGACUCUCAGCGAGUCUUUGAACUGCUACUUCUGCAAUCUGUGUGAUGUAGAUUUAUUCACUCGACUUUUUCCCAAUUUGGAAUAUAUUUCAAUACGCAUCGCAGAAUUCGCUUGCUUGCCUAUCCUGAUGAACAGUCUGUGUCAUUUGGUUUACGCGGUUAUCCUCAACGACCCAGAAGCAAUCGACAUCGGUGAUUUGAAAAAAUGGCUAUAUAAAAGUGAAACAGGAAUGCAGUAUAAGUGGGCUUUAGAAAAUACUCGAUUAGACAUAUGGAUAGACUAA
Messenger RNA from Adineta ricciae, 1734 nucleotides. NCBI's taxonomy places the organism in Eukaryota, Metazoa, Rotifera, Eurotatoria, Adinetida, Adinetidae. The record is from the annotation of a GenBank genome assembly.